CAGCGGUGUAGGAGUUACCGUCUAAUCUCAUCCCGAGUAAAGAUGCCAGAACCCGCCAAAGCCCCGAAGAAAGGCUCGAAGAAAGCCGUGUCCAAGGCCACCAAGACCGGCAAGAAGAAGAGGAAGACCAGGAGGGAGAGCUACGCCAUCUACGUGUAUAAGGUGCUGAAGCAGGUUCACCCGGACACCGGGAUCUCCUCCAAGGCCAUGCUGAUCAUGAACUCCUUCGUGAGCGACAUCUUCGAGCGCAUCGCCGGUGAGUCCUCCAAGCUGACUCACUACAACAAGCGCUCCACCAUCACGUCCAGGGAGAUCCAGACCGCCGUCCGCCUGCUGCUGCCCGGGGAGCUGGCCAAGCACGCCGUGUCCGAGGGCACCAAGGCCGUGACCAAGGUGUCCGAGGGCACCAAGGCCGUGACCAAGUACACCAGCUCCAAGUAAACCCGCUGCCGACCUGCGACACAAAGGCUCUUUUAAGAGCCACACACAGAUAAACUAAGAGCUCUCACUCCUGUUCAUGCAGUUUGUGUCUCUGUGGAAGAAGAUUCAGACUCCUUCAAAGUAUGUUUGGUUAAUUUACAGCUGGGUGGCUGAAUCCAGCAGAUCUCUUUACUAUAACUAAAUAUACUAUUAAAUGUUGUGAGUCCAAGUGAAUGUUUAGACUGGGAGUAUCAGGAAAAUAAACUUUCUGCACAACAUGGACCUAUGUAUAUGACCCUAGAUAAAUGUUUCCCCCUGUAGAAGACUAAACUAACUUCUAAAUGGAAGCCCUAAGUGGUCAUACAUUAAUUUACCUACCAGGAACGGUGUGAUGCUAAUCUGAACUCUUAUCUUGAGAAAACGCAUGAAAUUAACUCAGAUAAAAAUGUGACCGUUAAGAGCUUCCGUACUUUUACAUGCAUGUUAUGUCAUUUAAUGUAGGUACGGUCCUCCAGGCUUUGCAUCCCAGGUUACUCAUGAAAUCUGUAUCUUUCUUUAUUAAUAAGAAGAAUAUAGGUUUACUUUUAUUUCUUCAGUCUCGCAUCAAAUGAUCGUAAAGAAUUAAAUGAAGCUUCACAAAGAUACAGUACGGCCCAGACCUGCUGUAAGAGAGAACUUCUGUUCUGCUAUACUAAUAAAAAUGUGAUAUUU
Messenger RNA from Larimichthys crocea (large yellow croaker), 1131 nucleotides. RefSeq names its product histone H2B 3-like. Gene Ontology annotation, cellular component: nucleosome. The transcript has a single exon. The coding region runs from base 43 to 441 and encodes 132 amino acids. The record is from RefSeq and is a predicted model, not a curated record. Gene Ontology annotation, molecular function: DNA binding; protein heterodimerization activity; structural constituent of chromatin. NCBI's taxonomy places the organism in Eukaryota, Metazoa, Chordata, Actinopteri, Sciaenidae.